UAAAAUAUAUGGUCUAUUAAAUGAUGUUGUGAUUUACUGACCUGUACCAGUGGAACAAAUUGGAUAGAAAUUUAGAACUUUCAAAACGUGCGCUGCUCCUUUAAGAAAUCAAAACCAGCGCUUCGUAUCCUAGGAGAAGUUUUGUGUACUUCCGGGUUGUCGCUGCUGAGAUCACCAACACUCCCCGACCACCGAACAAAGCGGAUUAAAGUUCUGUAGAGAUGGCAGAUGAGGCAGAAGACGAAAUACCCGAGUCUGGAGCAGUUUUCACGUUUGGAAAAAGUAAGUUUGCUGACGACAUGCCCAGUGUGUUCUGGCUAAAGAACGACGUUCCUGAGAGGAUCGCCUGUGGAGAUGAGCAUAGUGCCUUGGUCACAGGAAACGGGAAGCUCUUCAUGUUCGGCAGUAACAACUGGGGCCAGCUGGGCCUGGGCUCCAAGCAGACAGUACAGAAGCCCACCUGUGUCAAAGCUCUGAAGGGUGAGAAGGUUCGGCUAGUGGCGUGCGGACGGAACCACACUUUGAUCAGCACUGAGCGGGGACACGUGUUUGCGUGCGGCGGGAACGGUGAAGGCCAGCUGGGACUCGGUGACUGCGAGGAGCGGACCGCCUUCCAGAGGAUCGGCUUCUUCCAGGCACAUGGACCAAUCAAGAUGCUGGCAGCCGGGUCCAACACCUCCGCCGCCCUGACAGAGGGCGGGAAGCUGUUCAUGUGGGGCGAGAACUCCGAGGGUCAGAUUGGGCUGGGGAAGCGGAGCCAGGUGACCCGGCCACUGGAGGUCAGCGUGGGCCGGCCGGUCAGCUGGGUGUCUUGCGGAUACUACCACUCCGCUCUGGUGACAGCUGACGGAGCGCUGUUCACCUUCGGGGAGCGGGACAGCGGGAAGCUGGGGCUGCGGCCGGAGCGGCUGGCUGGACACCGGGUCCCGCAGCGGGUGGAGAGCAUCACGGAGCCAGUGCUGCAGGUGGCCUGUGGCGGCAGCCACACGGUGGCGCUAACAGACAGCGGCGACAUCUACUCGUUCGGCCUGGGUCAGUUCGGCCAGCUUGGCCUUGGGACGUUUGUGUUCGAGUCGCAGCUGCCGCGCCCCGUCCAGCGCUUCCAGGCGGGCCGGCCAACUCGGGUGACCUGCGGGGAGAGCCACACUGCCGUCCUCACAGACACGGGGCUGCUGUACUCGUUUGGUGACGGCCGACACGGGAAGCUGGGCCUGGGCGACCAGAACUUCACCAACCGGUUCCACCCGGCCGUGGUUCCCCGCUUCCUGCCGCUCGCUGUCCAGGCCGCUGCGUGCGGAGGCUGCCACAUGGUGGUUCUGGCCCAGCCCAGAGGACCCGGCUGCUCCGCCGUCACGCUGGAGGACAGUGCAUUCGACUUCCUGGGGGAACCGACCGCCACGCUGCAGCGCAGCCUCUCUGCCCGGGUCCGCCGCAGGGAACGGGAGCGAUCUCCGGAGCAGUUUGGACCCGCGGCCCGCUCGCUCCCCGCCAGAACCUCGGGCGUCCUGCAGACGCCACUUCCUGCCUUGGGCCAACUGGACAAGAACUCAUUGGACAAGAAUCGCAGGCCGGUUCUGCUGCCUCCGUCUGAACCGGAUCAGAACCAGCAGAGCCACAGGCCUGUUCCUAACGGGAGUCAGCACUUUGGCCCAGACGGCGACCAUCAGGGGCAGACAGGGGGCGAUAUGGAGAGCCUGACAGACUGCGACAGUGUGAGAGGACUGGGAGAAACCACUGACUUCUUGAACCUGACUCAUGUGAUGAAGAUGGAUCCCAGCGACAAAACACUCAGCCUGUCUCCACUGCUGAAGAGGAAGGGUAAGCAUGCUCAGCCAAUCAGAGAGCAGACUGCUCGACCAAUCAGAGAACACUCUGCUCAACCAAUCAGAGAGCAGAGAAAGGACAGGAAGUUAUUGGCUAGCCGGGCGUUACACACCCAGUUCCAGAAGGGCAGCGACACUCACUCUCUGUCCGCCCAGCACAAUCAGAACCAGAGGAGGAUCAGUCAGAACCAACAGAACCUCUUGUCAUUGGAUCAUAAGAACAAAGCAGUCAGACAGGCCGGGUCCAAAACCCAGCUGACUGGGACAAAACCAGCUGCGGACUGGGACAAGCAUCCAGAACCCAGAAGGAAUGCUUCUAAGUCCGGUCCAGCCGGACCAGAGUCCAAAGCUGGUUGGCUGACCAUAGAGAGCUGUCAGCCAAUCAGUGACGAGAGAAACGCUUCCCACUCCAAACCAAACCCAGAUUCAUCCAAAAGAUCCAAAAACGAGCGAAACAGGAAGGAAGCUGCAGCCCAGAGGAAGUGCUCAGGUGGGAGUACGCUGGCCGGCGCCGCCAUCCUGGCAGCAGGGGGCGCUGUUCUGGUCCAGCAGCUGGCCUCCAGGAGGCGGGGCAGUGCUCCAAAUCCGGAUUCAGGCCCGGAAGAGUUUGAAUCUCUGUCUGCUGAGAUUAACCGCAAGUCAGCCGUCAGCAUCAACGUCAUUCUUGCAUCAGAGAGUCCACAGCAGGAGGAAGAGGAAGAGGAAGAACAGGAGGAGGAGGAACAGGAGGAGGAGGAACAGGAGGAGGAGAAAAGGUGGAGAACCAGCUCAGAGAAGGAAGAGGAGACUGGAUCUGCUUCAACCGGACAAGAGGAGGAGGAGGAGGAGGACACAGACAGUGAGACUCCUCAACCAGGAGAUCAGGCUGAGGAAGAUGAGAGUACUGCUGAGGAAGAGGAGGAGGAGGAGGAAGAGGAAGAAACCAGUGGAGCCACAGAGAGUGAAAACGAGACAGAAGAAAAAGGAAGCAAAGGAGUAGAUAUGGAAGAGGAAGAGGAAGAAGAAGGGUCAAGUCAGGAGACUCAGAGCAAAGGAGCAAUGAGUGAUGAAGAGGAGCAUAGCAGUUUAAAAAGUGAGGAAGAGGAGGAUGACAGCGACACUUUAAAGUCAUCACAGGAAACAGAGGGGAAAGAGGAAGAGGAGGAUGACAACGAAACUUUAAAGUCAUCACAGGAAACAGAGGGGAGUGAGGAAGAGGAGGAGGAUGCAAGAAAUAAGAGAGAUGGUGAGGAUGAGGAGACAGAGGAAGAAAGUGAAGAAGAGGAGGAAGAGGAAGGAGAAGAAGAGGAGGAAGAGGAAGGAGAAGAAGAGGAGGAAGAGGAGGAUGUCGUGAAGAAGAGGAACGCUUCAGUGAGGAAGCAGCAAAGCAGAAAAUCUGCAGCUGGAGGAAGACGAGGAAGAGGAGUUCCCGGAUGAAGUUUUACCUGCAAUAACAUCAAUCAAUCAUAACCUGGUCUCCAUGGAAACCUGAGAUCUUGCUCCUCCUCUGAAGCUCCUUGGUGUCAGAACCUGUUUCCUCUCAGGUUCAACCCUGAGCUGGGUUUAACAGAGUACUGAUAGAGUAGGGGAGAAGAAACGGGCUUUAUUUUUAGGGUAAAUCCAGGUAGAAGCAGCAGGAUUAAAACCAGCAGGAUUUUAGUUUUUUAGAACUUUAUAGUUACUUGCUAGAAAUUACACAUUACACACGUUAUUUGACCAAACUUGUAAGAAUAUUUUGUAAAUCCUUCAGGAUAUUUCAUAAAAUUUUCAGGAUAUUUUCUAAAACUUUCUGGGUGUGAGUCACCCGUUUUGGUAACAAUUCUGAGAAAGUUGAAGACAGCAUUAUUUCAAGUUUUUAUCUCAAUGGUUUCCAGUUAAAGAAAAUGGGAUUAUUUUUCAUAAACACGUCUGUGGUUUCUGUGUUUUCGAUCUUUAAAGUCAUAUUUCACAGCUUGAUGUUUAAGUUGGGAUGUAAGUUGUUUUGCUUUUCUUUUCAUGUGGUUUGUGACCGAAUUUGACUUCCAUAUGCUCUUAUUUUUGUAUUGAGUUUUCUGCUUUUUAAUAACUUGCUUUGACUUUAGUCGCUGUGCCUUUUGCUUCCGUUUCUCUCAUAAUAUUGUUCUGUUCAGUUCAGCUCAGCUGCUUUGCUCUUUUUAUCUUUUAUUAUUCUCGCUUUGGUUUUCACUUUUCUUGUGUCUGGAGUCGUGAUGUCCGACUUUUUGUUCUUCUCUGUUUUGUUUGGAAUGUUGGAAUGUUUCUGCGUUCUCAUGUUUUUAACAUGUUUUAAUGAUUAAUAAAUCAAAGCUGCAAGCAGGACUGAUCAACAGCUCCGUUCAUGUUCAUGAUGAUGAAGGCAGGAGAGCUUAGCCUCCGUAGCAACCGGUCAGCAUGUUUAUGGCGGCUAGUGGUUGCCAUGGAAACCGGGUGUGCCUACAGCACCGCUCUGAUUGGAUCAGGCGUUCAGCUGAGACGGACACAAAGUUUUCUAGAGGCUGAACAAAAUCAGGAUGUGCGUCACGUCAUAUUUAUACCCCAGGAGGGAAAAAAGAAUCGCUUAUUAAAAGUUCCUACAUCAUUAAAUAAUAUAAUGUUUUAACAGUAUUGGGGAUGACUUCUGUUAUCAUGUUCACUUUGUUUUUGUUUGUAGCUCACAGUAAAUUCAUUUACUGAUAAUAUUAGUGGUUCUGAACAGUCUUCCUGUGGCGCUCCAUGAAGGCUACAAAAUAAAACCUUUCAACGUGUAAAAACUUUGGAGUUUUGACUGGAAAAGCAAGUGAGCCAGAACGGCAUCCUUCUGGUAAACUAAGGCUAAAAACUAUUAGUUCAAGCUCUGAUUAAAUCCAGGUUUUAGAUAAGUUUAUGAAAAGUCAGACUUGGAUCCAGUUUGUUGUUGUUCUGAUGAAUAAAAGAGACUCCAGGCUGUCGGAUCAACCCAGAAACAAACCAGCUUCACCAGAUAUUUUCCUGAUUCCAGACUUUUCUGUAUCGGAAAGCCAUUAUUAGUGAGUUGAAGCACCACAAGAGAGCGCUGUAGAGCUAAUGUUUUCACUGCCAGAGGAGAGGAUUCACAAUCAGGUUGGGCCACUUUUCUUCCUCCAGCGACCCAGUUUGUGUGCUGGUUACCCCACCUUUACCCCCAGCUGUGUGUUUCCUCUGCUUGUGUAGCUGUAGGUUGAGUUUCCCAAUUCCCUCUGCUAGCAGAGCGCUAGCGAUUCCCAGCAGCUCUAAAAAAAAUAAUUAAAUGUGUAAUUUGUGUUUUAUGGGCGUCAGGACGCGGUGGAGACAGCUGAAGAAGAGGAGGACAGAGCUGGUGAUGAAGAGCAGACUGGGACAUCUUCGUCGGCAGAGA
Messenger RNA from Poecilia latipinna (sailfin molly), 5151 nucleotides. It is a transcript of the gene rpgrb, whose product is annotated as retinitis pigmentosa GTPase regulator b. The coding region runs from base 222 to 3239 and encodes 1005 amino acids. Lineage: Eukaryota; Metazoa; Chordata; Actinopteri; Cyprinodontiformes; Poeciliidae. The record is from RefSeq and is a predicted model, not a curated record. The transcript has 15 exons. Gene Ontology annotation, cellular component: cytoplasm. Gene Ontology annotation, molecular function: guanyl-nucleotide exchange factor activity.